UUUUAAAUCGGAUGGUUUUCAAAAUUUGUCCCUCAGAAAAAGCAAUAACUAAAAUAUUAAAAAAAGCUGCCUUUUUUAUUUUCUUGUAUUUUGUCGUCUCCACUUAAAACCCUAUCAUCGGUCUCUCCUCAGAUCUCGAGAGCAAUUUUUAGUUGAUCGAUCGAGGGACGAAGAAGGAAAGUUCAAUUCUUUCUGAAUCCUUUUUCCACAUUCAGGAAGAAAACCAUGAACCUAUUCAAGAAGAAGCCCUCAGCCAAAGAGGAGCUGAGGAAUAGUAAGAGGGAAAUGACAGUUGCCACAAGAGGUGUUGAGCGAGAGAUCGCAUCCCUGCAACUGGAGGAAAAGAAGUUGGUGGCAGAGAUAAAAAGGACUGCAAAAAUUGGAUAUGAGGCUGCCACGAGGAUCUUGGCACGCCAACUUAUCCGUCUAAGGCAGCAAAUCACUAACUUACAGGGAACCCGUGCACAAAUAAGAGGGGUAGCCACUCAUACACAGGCUAUGUAUGCAAGUACUUCAAUCUCAGUUGGAAUGAAAGGAGCAAGUAAAGCAAUGGCAGCAAUGAACAAGCAAAUGGAACCAGCGAAGCAGGCAAAGGUGAUGAAAGAAUUUCAGAAGCAAUCAGCCCAGAUGGACAUGACGCUCGAGAUGAUGUCUGAGGCAAUUGAUGAAACUUUGGAUAAAGAUGAAGCAGAAGAAGAAACCGAGGAGCUAACUAACCAGGUGCUUGAUGAAAUUGGAGUUGGCAUAGCUUCACAGCUAUCUUCAGCUCCUAAAGGUCGAAUUGUGGUGAGUAGGAAAGUUGAUAAUGCCUCAAGAACUGUAGCCCCUGCACCUUCUGAUGUUGAUGAUUUGGGAAAGAGAUUGGCAUCCUUAAAGUCCAAAUAGUGAGAGCAUAUUUAGUUAUAGUUAUAGCCUGUACAAUUUGCUUAUUAGAGAAUUUGUUUGUGUUGUUGAUAUAAAAGCAUUAAUCCAUAUAAAUGUUCGAGCAGUGUAAUUAUAUGUACCUUGAAAACACUAGGAUAUUAUCUUCGGAGAUGUGAUAAUGAUGGAGCUUUUCUUAUUGAAUAAACUAAUUCAUGA
Molecule: messenger RNA, 1080 nt
Organism: Asparagus officinalis (garden asparagus)
Lineage: Eukaryota; Viridiplantae; Streptophyta; Magnoliopsida; Asparagales; Asparagaceae
Product: vacuolar protein sorting-associated protein 2 homolog 2-like
Exons: 11
Coding region: 226-885 (219 amino acids)
Biological process (GO): endosome transport via multivesicular body sorting pathway; late endosome to vacuole transport; protein transport
Cellular component (GO): multivesicular body; ESCRT III complex
Source: RefSeq, a predicted model, not a curated record